Messenger RNA from Torulaspora globosa, 1272 nucleotides. It is a transcript of the gene INP1, whose product is annotated as Inp1p. The coding region runs from base 1 to 1272 and encodes 423 amino acids. Gene Ontology annotation, biological process: peroxisome inheritance. Lineage: Eukaryota; Fungi; Ascomycota; Saccharomycetes; Saccharomycetales; Saccharomycetaceae. Gene Ontology annotation, cellular component: extrinsic component of intraperoxisomal membrane. The record is from RefSeq and is a predicted model, not a curated record. The transcript has a single exon.
AUGAAGUCUAUCUCAACUAGAGGCCCGGUAGCUGUUGAUGAGAGUUUGCAGUCCUCCAAGUCGUCCAGUAGGAAACAAGGAUCUACCACUCUUAGGAGUCUUAAGGAGUCAUUCAAGUUUCGUGGCUCGAUGAGUCCCAAGAAGAAUAGUCGCCAAUCUGCCUCUACUACAGUCAGUUCACCUUCACGGAUACGAAGAAGCUCAAUUGACCGUCCCGAGCUCCGCAAGACGAAGCAGAGAUUCUCUGCUCAAAGGGUAUCGUUAUUCAAAUACGAAUAUGUUCGAGUCAGAAGCUAUUCCGUAUUAAGGAGGGACUCGAGUUCGACCAUUAGCUCUGACGCAACAAGAAGUAGUGACAACGCUAGCUACUCUAGCUGCAAAAGUCGAGGCAGCGUGAGAGUGAAGCCCACAACUCUAAUGGCAAAGGGAGUCCUAGAAGUCUACCAAAUUUAUACCCCGAAAGCUAGCCCGGCAGAGAAACAGCAGGAAAUGAAUUAUCUGUCUCUGGGACGCAAGGAUAACAUAGUUCAUCCGAUACUACCGCGGUUGCAGGUUACAAGGAAUUCAGGUUUGGCACAGCGUUUUAUUAUUCAUUUUUACAAUCCUGAUAGGUCAUGGGAAGUCGAAUUUCUAGAGUCAUCAGAAGGAGCUCCUGGGGCGUUCGAGGCGGUUUCGAAAGCCGUCAAGGAAUUUGAAUCCGUAAUCUCGAAAAUAUGCAAUUAUACUGUCGUGUCUGAAACUCCAGAGAGACGAAGAGCGGCAUUGAUUGAUGUUAAUGCAAUUCCAGAUUUAGUUGAGGAAACUAAAUCCAGGAAUGGGAGCAAUGUAAUAGAGGACAAGCCGAAGAGUGGAAAGAAAGGUCAGGACGAAGUCGACAAGGAAGAGGACGAGGAUGAUGAUCUAGCCUAUCUUUUAGAGGAAGGGAAUAAAGAAGUGCAAGAGAAAGAAAUACCCAACGGUAACCAAUCGACCAGUGCGGCCAACCGGGAAUCGGAAGAUAAUUUGCAAGAUGGCGCCAUCAAUGAAGCAUUUAAGAAGGCUAUGGAAAAUUUCAAACCAUCGUCAUAUCAUUCAUAUAGAGGUUCCAAGUCGGAAAAAAUGGGCGAGCACCAUUCGCUCAGAAGACUCAGCUGCUAUCAACCGCCCAAUUUCGAGGAACAGUCCUUGUCAUUAUCGAAAAGGUUCUCCUCUCUCGGGGCCAAGCGUUUCUCAUCGGUACCCACAUGGCAUAACUACGAGAUUCCCGUGAAUGUAACGAGAAGAGGCGACUAG